AUGGGCGGCCACGAUCUGGAAAUGGAGAAAGCUCGACUGCUCAAUCUGGCUCUCAAUUUCGGGUUCGAUGAAGAAUCCGCCAACAACUGCUUGGAUCGUCUCGUUGAUCUCUACGGUGAAGAUGGUCAAGAUUUUAUUACUGUGGAGCUCUGCGGUGAUGAGUUUCUUUCACGGCUGGCUGAAACCGUUCAAGACACUGAAGAAUGGGAUGAUUUACAAGCAAUGGAGUCUGAAGCUUGUGGAGCAUUGAAUGACAUGUUUGGAAAUGGUAAUGAGGAGGGUAAUGAUGAUAAUGCUAGUGCCGAGACCAACAUGCCAGAAGAUUCAGCUGAUCGUCAAAAGUACCCAAAUUUGUUGGUGCUGGAUUCUAGUGAUAGCGAGGACUUUGAAUUAAGAACUCCGUUAAGAAGAACAGAUUGUAAAAGCACCAUUACUCGAGACGCAGUUCCAUCAAUUUCUAGUAAAAAGCAGUGUGCUCAAACAUCAAAGGAUGAAUUUAAGACUCUUACUUAUGAAGAACUACAGUUACUAGAUGAUGCUGAGCUGGCCAAUGUUGUAGCAUUUGGUAAUAGAAACUUUCGACCAUUGCAGCAUCAAGCCUGUAAAGCAGCCAUGGCAAAGAAAGAUUGCUUUAUCCUAAUGCCUACUGGAGGGGGUAAAAGUUUAUGCUACCAGCUUCCUGCGAUCCUGAAACCAGGUGUGACAAUAGUUGUCUCUCCACUGCUUUCUCUGAUUCAGGAUCAGAUAGUAACUCUGAACCUGAAGUUUGGUAUACCAGCAACUUUUUUGAAUUCUCAGCAAACUGGUUCGCAAGCAGCAGCUGUUCUCCAAGAGCUGAGGAAAGAUAAGCCGUCAUGCAAGCUUCUGUAUGUAACUCCUGAGAGAAUUGCUGGAAGCUCAUGUUUCCUUGAGGUUCUAGAAUGCUUGCAUUUGAAGGGGAUGCUAGCAGGAUUUGUUGUUGAUGAAGCACACUGCGUAAGCCAAUGGGGACAUGAUUUUCGUCCAGAUUACAAGGGAUUAGGCUGUCUUAAGCAGAAAUUUCGAGAUGUUCCAGUGAUGGCAUUGACUGCUACUGCAACCCAUCCAGUUCGUGACGACAUACUAAAAAUUUUGAAAAUUCCCCAUGCUCUUGUCCUUGAAAGAAGCUUUGACAGGCCCAAUUUGAAAUACGAAGUCAUUGGUAAGGCAAAGGAUGCACUGAAGCAGCUUGGGCAGCUACUGAUGAGCCGUUUCCAGGACCAGAGUGGAAUUAUAUACUGCCUCUCCAAAAGUGAAUCUGUUGAGGUUUCAAAAUUUCUGAAUGAGAAAUUUAAGAUUAAGACAGCACAUUACCAUGCCGGGAUAGCAGCUCGUCAAAGAGUUUCUGUACAAAAGAAAUGGUACACAGGAGAGAUCCAAAUUGUAUGUGCUACAAUUGCUUUUGGGAUGGGAAUAGACAAGCCAGAUGUUCGUUUUGUUAUACACAACAGUCUAUCCAAAUCCAUUGAAAGCUACUAUCAAGAAUCUGGAAGGGCUGGCAGAGAUGAUCUUCCUUCAGCAUGCAUUGUCCUGUACCAGAAGAAGGAUUUCAGUCGGGUUGUAUGUAUGUUGCGAAACGGACAAGGAUUUAAAAGUCAAAGAUUCAAGACAGCUAUGGCUCAAGCUCAGAAAAUGCAAGAGUAUUGUGAACUAAAGACUCAGUGUCGGAGACAAAUGUUGCUCAAACACUUCGGAGAGUCUUUUGAUGACAACUCCUGCAAAAAUGGAUCUAAUCCUUGUGACAACUGUCUCAAGAGUUCUCGUGAAACUAAGAAGUAA
Fragaria vesca subsp. vesca is the source of this 1797-nucleotide messenger RNA. Its product is annotated as ATP-dependent DNA helicase Q-like 1-like. The transcript is spliced from 10 exons. The coding region runs from base 1 to 1797 and encodes 598 amino acids. Gene Ontology annotation, molecular function: 3'-5' DNA helicase activity; ATP binding; nucleic acid binding. The record is from RefSeq and is a predicted model, not a curated record. Gene Ontology annotation, cellular component: nucleus; cytoplasm; chromosome. Gene Ontology annotation, biological process: double-strand break repair via homologous recombination. Lineage: Eukaryota; Viridiplantae; Streptophyta; Magnoliopsida; Rosales; Rosaceae.